AUGGAUUUCCAAGGCGGGAUGUACGGAAGGGUGACUAAGGAGGAUCCGUCUGGAGCAGCAGCAGGAGGGGAAGGUGCAUCAACGGACGACAAUGAGAUCGAGUUUAAUCCGACGGGUCCUGUUCCACGAGGCUACGCCCGAUGCCGUCCGUUGGAGGAGAUCCUAGACGAACAUUCAAUCCACACCGUUGAUUUCGCGAGUAUAGACGUGGAGGGCGCGGAAGCCUCGGCGCUCCACUGCUUCCCGUUCCGAGCCUACGACAUCCGAACCUGGCUCGUAGAAACGGAUAAGGCUGGGAAAGACUUAUAUCGAAUCUUCAUGCGAGCUGGGUAUGCGCUUGUAACGGAAGUGCUCUGUCCUCAGAACCGGCUACACUCCCCCUUAACCCACAUGGGCGUGAAACUCGACUCAAUUUUCCGGCGAGUUACCCCUGGACCCUUCCCACCCUCCAGCGGCCCAGGUAAACUCGAAAUUACACCCGAAACCGCCGCCAGUGCUCCGCCUAGCACCAACUCUUCCGAAACCCCGCCUCCGCCUCCCCGCCCGCGGCCCCCCUUCCGCCAGCAACCCCCUGUGUUCCCCUCAGGAGACUUUGUGUACGGGCCAGCGUGGUUGCCGGGGGGGGAGAGGGCGGGGAAGGGGCCUGAACCGUCGUGCAAGCACAAGGCACCGUGUGAGGAGCAGGUGCCGCAUUUGGAGGAGGAGGAGGUGGAGGAGAGUAGCUUGAAGCUGAAGCUGGGGACGUGCAGGCGAGGGGGAAUGGCAAUGUCUGUGCACCCAGUGCCGCAUCUGGAGGAGGAGGAGGAGGAGGAGGAGGAGGAGGAGGAGGAGGAGGAGGAGGAGGACGAGGAGGAGGAGGAGGAGGAGGAGGAGGAGGAGGAGGUGGAGGAGGUGGAGGAGAGUAGCUUAAAGCUGAAGCUGGGGACGUGCAGGCGAGGGGGAAUGCCCAUGCCUGUGCACCCGGUUGCUUAUAGAGGGUGA
Closterium sp. Naga37s-1 is the source of this 981-nucleotide messenger RNA. The record is from the annotation of a GenBank genome assembly. NCBI's taxonomy places the organism in Eukaryota, Viridiplantae, Streptophyta, Zygnematophyceae, Desmidiales, Closteriaceae.